Strongylocentrotus purpuratus (purple sea urchin) is the source of this 3634-nucleotide messenger RNA. RefSeq names its product phosphatidylglycerophosphatase and protein-tyrosine phosphatase 1. The record is from RefSeq and is a predicted model, not a curated record. Lineage: Eukaryota; Metazoa; Echinodermata; Echinoidea; Camarodonta; Strongylocentrotidae. Gene Ontology annotation, molecular function: phosphatidylinositol-4,5-bisphosphate 5-phosphatase activity; protein tyrosine/serine/threonine phosphatase activity; phosphatidylglycerophosphatase activity. The transcript is spliced from 5 exons. Bases 386 to 964 code for a protein of 192 amino acids. Gene Ontology annotation, biological process: protein dephosphorylation.
ACUCGACUCGACUCAUUGAUCGCAGGCACCUGAUCGAGACUAGAAUAGAAAGCCAGUGCUUCAGAAUACUUCUCUAUUAAAGCAAACCUUAUUCAUCUCUUUCUUUAGCUAAUGCCGCUGUGAAUUAUGCCAAUUCAACCUACUUCACGUCCAUCAACAUAAUGUGAAAUAGUUACGAAUGGAAACAUGAAAAUCACUCGCGUUUGUGUUUAUGCAUGAGCGGCAUCAUUGGUCAUUCACUGGCCCUAUCUCUCGGCGUACAAGUGUGGCAGUGAACCGUAGCUCAGCUCUCAGCAGCUAGCAGCCUGCAGUCACAGGUACUCUCCGCUCAACUCAGUGACUUUACAGACAGUCUCAAACUAAGUGUGAACCGGAUCGAAGAAAGAUGGGUGGAUCAAGAGCACUAUUCUAUCCUACUCUGUACUGGAAUGUAUUCAUGAAGAAUGUGACAUCAAGAAACUGGUAUGACAGAAUAGAUUCAACCGUCAUAUUGGGUGCUUUACCAUUCAGGAGUUAUAUCGACCAGCUAAAAGAAGAGAAUGUAAAAGGCGUUAUAUCUCUGAAUGAAGAUCAUGAGCUGAGAAGACAUGCUCCUACUGUAGAGGAAUGGAAAAAUCAUGGAAUAGAGCAUCUUCAGCUCCCUACAGUAGACUUCACCGAGGCCCCUAGCCUGGAGUACUUAGAAAGAGGUGUAGAGUUCAUUCAACAGCAUGCUAAUGAUGGUAGCAGUGUGUACGUACAUUGUAAAGCAGGGAGAACUAGGAGUGCUACACUAGUGGGCUGUUAUCUUAUGAUGAUGAACCAUUGUACUCCUCAGGAAGCACAGACCUUCAUGGAAGCAAAGCGCCCUCAUAUCCUGCUCAAAGACAGACAUUUCAGAGCUUUAUAUCGCUAUUAUGAUAAACAUGUCAAGAAAGCUCGUCCCAACAAAGACAAAAGAACAAGUGAGCCUCAAGAUACCUAAAUGUACAUGGACAUUGGACUAUUAUUUCUACAAAGAGAGGAAUUGAUCGAUCAAUUAUGUCACGAUACAUCAUGAAGCUUAUGAGUGCACUCGGUAUUCAUGGUAAGGUACAAAUGUAGUAUUCUGUGGUAUGCAUGCAACUCACACUGGAGAGUGCUAAGUUUGUGUGAAGUUUAUGAAUAUAUAUUUUCAGUCAAGAUUUUAAAAGGAAGCUAUUCAGUACAAACAUGAAAGGAAAACAUGGGGAUAGUAAAUACAAGUAACAGUAAUUUCUUUUUAAAAUGCUUGUUUGUUUGUUUCAAACCCAUGAGUUUUAUUUUCAUUUACUUUCAUGAAAGCAAGAUUUCUGACAGUAAGUUGUCAUAUAUUAUCUUUUUCUACCAGAGCUCUUCAAAAACCAAUAAGAGCUCUGGUUUGAACAAAUGCAUGAAUAAAGAAUCAGUACCAUUAUUAUGUCAAAAUCACUGUCAGAAAUCUCGCUUUUAUGAUAGUCAUUAUUAAAAAUGUUUGUCACAUUAUACAUUUGUGUAAACUUUUAUUUUCUUAGUUAUUGAGGGCAGAAUAGAUUAGUUUCAUGCAAGGUUGUAUAAUAACAUGUUUGCAGUAUUAUGAUUUAUGGUGCAGGUACAUGUAUAAUAGAAAUUUUUUUUUAGGGAAGAUUGUAAUUUCUGAUUUAAAAACAAUUACAGAGCAAAGGGAGGGGACCUCAAAAUAUAUUUGACAGAGUUGCCAUUUUACGUUUUGAUUGAUCACACUGAUCUGUUCCUUCUUUCUUCUAUUGAUAUUGAAACCAAUUUAAUAUCAGUGUGAACUUUCCUUUAAUAUGUGUAGAUUGUCUGGAGUAAAAUUUGUAUGUACAGUACAGCCAUGUCUCAUGCACCCUGUACACAUCGCCUGCUCCCCCCCCCCCCCACAUUCCAUCUCUUGAGACUAUAUAGGAUUCAAUGUGGACCCCCUCCCCUUCCUUGUGAUACUAUUUAUUGUGGAACCCAGGUACAGGAGAGACUUUAACAUAUUUAUAGGUAACGGUAUGAUGAGAUUUGUCACUCGACCAGACACACAAGAAUUUAUUUGUCAUACUUAAAUAGUAUACUAUGGGAUUUAGUGCUCAAAAUGACUGGUUGACCAUAUGUGACCAUGAGUAAAUCCUGCAUUACAUUAUUUUCAAGCAACCUAAAGGUAUCUUCCUUGCAUUCCUCGGAGGCAUGUAAACUCUAUGUAUGUCAUUGUCACUGUAAUUUACCAUCACAAUGUAAUAAAGCUACUGUAGCAACUAAGCCCAAAUUGUCUGGGAUCCAAAUAAAAAGUUAAAGGGAGAGACUUGGACUUGCACUUCAAACUUCACAUGAAUUUUAACUAUCCUAUGAUGAUAGCAGGACCACUUCUUUGUUUGCACAGCCUCACCUCAAACAAGUCUUUAACAGAAAAGUGACAGAUCUAGGUCACAGACGGACUUCCCACUGAGCCCAGAAUAUCAAUGGUACAGCAGUAUGGAGUUUCCCUUCAAGACAAUUGGUUACAUUGUAAAAGAUGACCUAAUGAUGUUUAAACGUCCUGAUCUUGUCAUCUCCAUGAAGUGAGUCGACCACCAGGCUCCUUCGCGCAUGGCUAUAUGUCCUGGUGGUUGUACUUAGUAAACGGCAAGUGGGGAUGAUAAAAGUACCUUUGGGCAACACUGGUCCUACCUAUCCACAUGUUCAUUGUAAGAUUUAAAAUGCUUCAAAAACCCAUAGGCCGGUAUUCUGAAGUUGUGUCUAACUUAGUCAUGACUAAAGUUAAACAACUGUUGAGUUAGACAGGAGUUAAACACAAGGUCGCGGUCAUGACUAAAGUAAGACCAGUAGUAGACAUGACUUUAAACAACGACUUAGUCUGGACUUCAGAAUACUGGCCUUUACAGUUUUUACUGACUUAUGUGAACAAAUCCUUACUGUUAUACAAAAUCAACAAUCAGACUCUCAGAGUCAACCGUUUAGACUAAUUACACCCUGUUUGUGGUUGUUUUGUACAGAGUAGGUCUUGUAACACCUCUGAGGACACAGCACUGUUUUAUUGUAUUUUCAUGUUAUAUGAUGAACAUUCAAUUGCAAGGAUGGGAUACUUGAUUAAAUAAGGAUUAACUUAUCAAUUUCAUCACAUUGUAGCAGUCUAAAUGUAAGUUUUAAACAUUUGAUAGAUGUUGUACAUAGAUCUAGAAAGGCAAAUUCUUUUAAAACCUGAAUUCACUUUACAGCAGCUUGCGUGGACUGUGCCUUACACAAUUUGCUACUUUCAACUUGAAAUGCAUAUUCAUUUUUCUUUCAGUGAAUCUGAUUGGUGGAAACAGAUUAAAAAUAGGAGGGGAAUAUUUUGAUGAUGCAGGAGUUCGAAAUGCCAAUUAAACUUUCAUAAAUACUGAUAUAGAGGUUAUUGCUCAAUUAACUGAGGGGCUUAAGACGAAAGUUCAGAGUAAAGUUAAGUCAGCUUUCAGUGCACACACCCAAUGAAGACGUUAGCAUAUACUUGUGACUAUAUAGGUAAUAGACCAUCUCUUAAUUUAAUUUAGUAUAUCAUGUGAGGUCUUCCAAAGGUUGGUUCAUGAUGAGUUACCUUUAGUGGAAUGAAGAACUCUUUUUUUCAAGUGUUUGUUUUCAGUCAGUUCCAAGCUUUACUGAAUAUCAUUUCCAGAUA